Molecule: messenger RNA, 827 nt
Organism: Phragmites australis (common reed)
Lineage: Eukaryota; Viridiplantae; Streptophyta; Magnoliopsida; Poales; Poaceae
Exons: 4
Coding region: 108-611 (167 amino acids)
Source: RefSeq, a predicted model, not a curated record
GGCCGGACACGUACGGAUACGGAAGACACGCAGAUAGCCACGGCGAGUAAUCCUCAGCGAUUCUCAGGCUCAGGUCCAGUGGACGCCAAGCUCCCGCCUCCCCUCCAAUGGCAUCCCUCCGGCUCGUGGCAGCAUUGGUGCCCUCCCCUCCGCCGCCGCCACCUGGACGGGAGCCCCGGAGACCUCCGUCCGCGGUUCGCCUGGCGAGCGGCGUUGCCCUGGCGGCGGCUGCCGUGGCUGCGGCCGCCUCGCCACCGGCGCUCGCCGCGUUGUCCGAGCCGGCGAACGCGCUCUCGCUGCCCACCUGGGCCGUCCAUGUCUCCAGCGUCGCCGAGUGGGGGGGAUGGCGUUGCAGGGUGACGGCGAUGUGGCUGGUUUGGGACUACGGAGAGAGGACGGGGUUGAGGGGCUGGAAGGGCCUCUCUUGGGGGAUGGUUCCACUUCUUGGUGGAGCAAUGUGCGCUUGCACGUGGCAUUUCUUCUACAAUUCAGAGUCUCUUGAAGUUCUUGUAGCACUUCAAGGUGCUCUGACGGUGAUUGGUAACAUAACAAUGUGCAUAGCUGCAUACCGCAUCUUCAAAGCGUCCCAGGAAGGCACAAAAAGUUCAUAGGUUGUAAGCUUGUAUGCUUAUGUUCUCAUAACCGGUCGUGACAAGGUAAAUAAGAGAGAUUCUCUUGCUUUUUCCUGACAUAGAUGGGAACGGAGGACAGCUGAGACAUCUAGCCAUUAGAUGGAAGCUUCUUGUAAAUGACCAUCUUUCAAGAAUAUGUAUCUUCUGUUGCAACUUUGUUUUCCAGAGGCAAAUUAAAGCAAUGUUGGGAACCCA